Hippopotamus amphibius kiboko is the source of this 1146-nucleotide messenger RNA. Its product is annotated as pregnancy-associated glycoprotein 2-like. Bases 1 to 1146 code for a protein of 381 amino acids. Gene Ontology annotation, molecular function: aspartic-type endopeptidase activity. Gene Ontology annotation, biological process: proteolysis. Lineage: Eukaryota; Metazoa; Chordata; Mammalia; Artiodactyla; Hippopotamidae. The transcript is spliced from 9 exons. The record is from RefSeq and is a predicted model, not a curated record.
AUGAAGUGGCUUGGGAUCCUGGAACUGCUGGCCCUUUCAGAGUGCCUAGUUAUAAUCCCUCUAAUGAAGGUCAAGACCAUGCGAGAAACCCUCAGAGGAAAAAACCUGCUGACAAAUUUCCUGGAGGAGAACACUGAUGACAGGUCCCAGAAUGCCACGAAUGACCUGAAUAUUUCCCUUCAACCCCUGAGGAACUACCUGGAUCUGUGCUAUAUUGGCAACAUCACCAUUGGAACACCCCCUCAGGAGAUCAGGGUCGUCUUUGACACCAGCUCAUCUUUCAUGUGGGUGCCCGCCAUCUACUGCCACAAUCCCUUCUGCCGUACACACGAUUUCUUCAAACCUCAGCUGUCCACCACCUUCAAGUUCUCAGACCAGUCCUUCAACCUCAAAUACAGCACUGGGAUGAUUGUUGGAAAUCUUGUCUAUGACACCGUUCGGAUCAUGAACCUUGUGAACCUGCACCAGGAAUUUGGGCUGAGUGUGAGGCAGAGUGGGUUGGAUGAUGCAAUCUUUGAUGGUGUCCUGGGCCUGGGCUAUCCCAGCCUUGCUCCCAAGAGGAUCACCCCCAUUUUUGACAACCUGAAGACACGAGGCAUCAUUUCUCAGCCUGUCUUUGCCUUCUACUUAAGCACCAAGAAGGAGACAGGCAGUGUGGUGAUGUUUGGUGGAGUGGACAACAGCUACUACAAAGGAGAGCUCAAGUGGAUACCAGUGUCCCGAAAACACUACUGGCAGAUAGCCAUGGACCGCAUCACCAUGAAUGGGGUGGUUGUUGGUUGUUACCAUGGAUGCCAGGCCAUUCUGAGUACUGGGACUACAUUGCUGGCUGGCCCAACUACACUGGUCACCAUCAUCCAGAAGCUCAUCAGUGCCAUGCCUUUCGGUGAAGAGUAUCACGUAACAUGUAGCCACAUCAGGAGCCUGCCUACUAUCAUCUACACCAUCAAUGGCAAUGACUACCCAGUGCCUGCUGCAGCCUACAUCUGGAAGGGUCCUUACAGCACCUGUAUCAGCCGUUUUCGAGGGGGCACAGAGACCUGGAAUCUGUUGGAGACUUGGGUCCUGGGUGACGCCUUCUUGAGGCUGUAUUUCUCUGUUUAUGAUCGGGGAAACAACAGGGUUGGCCUGGCUCGCGCUGUGUAA